Amblyraja radiata (thorny skate) is the source of this 7918-nucleotide messenger RNA. RefSeq names its product transient receptor potential cation channel subfamily M member 6. The transcript has 39 exons. The record is from RefSeq and is a predicted model, not a curated record. Gene Ontology annotation, cellular component: apical plasma membrane; plasma membrane. Bases 161 to 6235 code for a protein of 2024 amino acids. NCBI's taxonomy places the organism in Eukaryota, Metazoa, Chordata, Chondrichthyes, Rajiformes, Rajidae. Gene Ontology annotation, molecular function: protein serine/threonine kinase activity; monoatomic cation channel activity; ATP binding. Gene Ontology annotation, biological process: metal ion transport; monoatomic cation transmembrane transport; protein phosphorylation.
AUACUUCUGUGUAGCUCCGUGCUCGUAGGUGUUAAAUCCAAGCAAAUGCAUGCCUUAGUAUUGCAGCAGUACUGCAGAGUUUUGUAUUCACCCUCCUCGGGAGCACACAUCUUUUUAAAAAGCUUACUUCUUCAAGAAUUAAUAAAAUUGAUUGUAAAAUAUGACUCAGAAGUCGUGGAUUGAAGCAGUUUUCUGUAAGCGCGAAUGUGGAAAAAUUAUAACCAGUUCAAGAGAUUCUCACAGAUGUCUUCCAGGAUGCCAGAUUUGCCAGAACCUGGUGCGAUGUUGCUGUGGUCGACUGGUUGGGGACCACUCUGGCUUGGACAGAAAAUUGCCAAUCUAUUUAUCAGCUUGUGAUGAUGUGAAGGAGGAGUGGUGUGUUGAGAGUCACACAGUUGCGAGCCCAACGGAUGCCUUUGGUACCAUAGAUUUCCAGGAUGGUGCUUAUUCCUAUCGAGCUAAGUAUAUCAGAGUCUCAUAUGAUACAGAACUGCAUCAGUUGCUCCAUCUGAUGUUGAAGGAAUGGCUGAUGGAACUCCCAAAACUGCUGAUAUCUGUCCAUGGAGGUAGUCAGAACUUUAAACUUCCUUCAAAAGUCAAACAACUCUUUGGCAAGGGACUUAUCAAAGCAGCAGAGACCACGGGAGCCUGGAUAGUUACCGAGGGCAUCAACACAGGGACUUCCAAACAUGUUGGUGAUGCCGUACGAGAUCAUACUUCUCCAUAUUUACGGAAGAUCUGUAUAUUAGGAAUUACUCCUUGGGGAGUCAUUGAAAACCACAGAGAUUUGAUAGGAAAAGAUGUGGUAUGUCCCUAUCAAAUGCUUGGCAAUCCUUUGAGCAAGUUGACCAGUUUAAAUAGCAAGCAUUCACAUUUCAUCCUGGUAGAUGAUGGGACCAUUGGGAAGUAUGGCAAUGAAGUGAAGCUUCGGAGAAAGCUGGAACAAUACAUUGCACAGCAGAAAAUCCAUUCUCGAAUGGGCCAAGGAGUGCCUGUGGUGGGGCUGGUGAUUGAAGGGGAUCCAAAUGUCAUCCUGAUGGUGUGGGAAUACGUAAGGGAAGCUCCUCCUGUGCCUGUUGUUGUGUGUGAAGGAACAGGCAGGGCAGCGGAUCUCCUGGCGUUUACCCAUAAACACACUGCGGAUGGUGGGAAAUUAUAUCCUGGUUUAGAAGUUGAACUGAUAUUGAUGAUCCAGAAGGCCUUUAAUUUUGGACAGAAGCAAUCAGAUCAUUUAUUUAAAAUUCUGAUUGAAUGCAUGGAGCACAGAGAAUCGAUUACAAUCUUUGAUGCAGAUUCAGAGGAACAGCAGGACAUUGACCUGGCAAUCUUAACUGCUCUCCUCAAAGGUACAAAUACUUCUGCAUCAGACCAGCUAAGUUUGGCACUGGCAUGGGACAGAGUGGACAUUGCCAAGAGAAACAUUUUGGUUUAUGGGCAACACUGGAAGGUGGGUUCAUUGGAACAGGCCAUGCUUGAUGCUUUAUUAAUGGACCGGGUGGACUUUGUGAAACUACUGAUUGAGAAUGGAGUGAGCAUGCAUCGCUUUCUCACCAUCUUCAGGCUCGAGGAACUCUACAACAUGAAACAAGGGCCAACUAAUCUUUUGUUGCAUCACUUGGUUCGAGACAUGAAGCAGAGCAAUCUACCACCUGGUUACAAGAUUACCUUGAUCGAUAUUGGUUUGGUGUUGGAAUAUUUGAUCGGUGGGGCAUACAGAAGCAGCUAUACACGGAAAUCCUUCAGACUCCUCUAUAACAGCCUUUACAGACAGCACAAGCGAGUUGACCGGAUUGGUGUAACCAGUUUCACUCAAAGCUGGAACCUGAACAGAGAACAAGCUUCCAGAAUGGGCAGUGGUGAGCAGAGGCUACACUCCCAGUUCAUUCGAACAGCCCAACCAUACAAACGCAAGGAUAAAUCUGUUUCGCUUUGUAAGUCAAAAAAGAAGCAAAAGGAUGAUCUAAGAUUUUCAGAGGAUCACGAUUCUGCAGGCUUCAUUUACCCCUAUAAUGACCUGCUGGUGUGGGCGGUGCUGAUGAAACGGCAGCGGAUGGCCUUGUUCUUCUGGCAACAUGGUGAAGAAGCCACGGCAAAGGCAUUGGUGGCCUGCAAACUGUACAGAGCAAUGGCUCAUGAGGCUAAGCAGAGUACCAUGAUGGAGGAUACCUCAGAACAGCUAAAGCAAUAUUCCAAGGAAUUCGGCCAACUUGCUGUGGAUGUUUUAGACCAAGCAUUUAAACAGAAUGAGCGGAUGGCCAUGAAGUUGCUGACCUACGAGCUGAAGAACUGGAGCAACUCCACUUGUCUGAAGCUGGCCGUGUCAUCAGGCCUUCGGCCCUUUGUUUCCCACACAUGCACUCAAAUGCUCCUAACUGACAUCUGGAUGGGACGCCUGAAUAUGAGGAAAAACUCAUGGUUUAAGGUCAUCCUGAGCAUUCUUCUGCCUCCCAGCAUUCUGAUGUUGGAGUUUAAGAGCAGGGCUGAAAUGUCCCACAUCCCCCAGUCUCAGGAAUCGCACCAGUUCGCUCGGCAGUACAGUUUUCAAAACUCCAAUUCUGGCAAGGAUGAACAGCCUCCUAUGGAUUAUGACCCAGAAAAAGGAACAGAACAAUCCAAAGAAAGUCGAGAUGAGACCAUUGGUACAAGGCAAAGGGGUCUGCCUUGGACGAGAAAAGCCUAUGAAUUUUACAACGCACCAAUAGUCAAGUUCUGGUUCAACACGAUUGCCUACUUGAUAUUCCUAAUGCUGUUCACCUAUGCAGUGUUGGUGAAAAUGCAGCCCGUGCCUAGUGUCCAAGAAUGGAUGGUCAUCAUUUACAUUUUCACAACUGCUGUGGAAAAAGGCAGAGAGAUCUUAAUAUCAGAACCAGGGAAAUUCAGCCGGAAGAUUAAAGUUUGGAUCCAAGAAUACUGGAACUUUAAUGAUUCUGUGGCUAUAAUUCUGUUUGCUGUUGGAUUUGGUUUACGUUGGGCUAAUCAGUCAUUGCAAAUUGCUGGAAGGAUUAUAUACUCCUUAGAUAUUAUAUUUUGGUUUGUGAGGCUUCUGGAUUUCUUUGCAGUUAAUCAACAUGCAGGACCGUACUUGACAAUGAUUGGAAAAAUGACCGCUAACAUGUUCUAUAUCGUGAUACUGAUGGCAAUUGUCCUUUUGAGCUUCGGGGUGUCAAGAAAGGCUAUACUUUCUCCAUCGGAACAACCUUCCUGGCGUCUUGCUCGGGAUAUUGUGUUCCAGCCUUACUGGAUGAUAUUUGGUGAAGUCUACGCUGGUGAAAUUGAUCCUUGUGAAGCAAAUCCAGAUUGUCCUCCUGGUUCAUUUCUUAAUCCAUUUCUUCAGGCAGUCUACCUGUUUGUACAAUACAUUAUACUGGUCAAUCUACUCAUCGCUUUCUUCAACAAUGUGUACUAUGAAAUAAAAUCCAUAUCGAAUAAACUGUGGAAAUAUAAUCGCUACCGCUACAUUAUGACUUAUCAUGAAAAGCCAUGGCUGCCUCCGCCACUUAUUAUCUUCAGUCAUGUGGCUUUGCUUUUGAGUCGAAUUUAUCAACAUCGAGUAAAAACUGAGGUGGAUCAAGAGGAAGAAGACUUUGGUUUAAAGUUGUAUCUGAGUAAGGAGGAGUUGAAAAAGCUUCAUGACUUUGAAGAACUGUGUGUUGAGAAAUACUUUCAUGAGAAAAAUGAGCAUCUUCAUUCAAGUGACAACGAAAGAAUCAGAGUAACAACCGAAAGAGUGGAAGAAAUGGCUAUGCAUUUGAAGGAAGUAAAUGAGAAAGUUCACUUUGUCAAGGAAUCCUUGCACUCUUUGGACAGCCAACUUGGACACCUGCAGGACCUCUCGGCACUCACCGUGGACACUCUGAAAGUGAUCUCCGCCGUGGACAGUUUAAAAGUGGACGACACAUUCCUGGGGAAAAGCACAGAAAACACUGAUCAUCGAAAGUUGUCACAAAGCCACUCCAAUGAGAUUCAUUUGAACCCGUUAGACAAUUUUUCUGUUGAGCUUCAAGCAAAGGAAAAUUAUUACAGCAAUCCAUCUUCACUCUUUCAGAACUUGUGUUAUCACAAUACAGGUGUUGGAAAUGAAUCACCUGAAUCGGAAAAGCAGUGUGAUAGCUAUGCUACGUCAUACAUGGAUCAUAUUCUUCCUGAGCAAAAUGAAUUUGAAACUGCUACGGUCAUGUCCGUGGCAUCAUCUGAGCCCAUGUCACCUCAUAAAUCUGAACAGUUAUUCCUACUCCCCUCACCUCUUGAAAGCCCCAAGUAUACAGAGGUCCGCUUCAAUAUGUCACUUCCAAACAUUCCAACCUUGAACACGUUAAACCUGACAGUUCAGAAGCAAGAUGAGGGUACUUGUAGUAUCCCGUUGCAGCUCAGCUUUCAAAGGACAGUCCCCAAGCAUGAUGAAGCUGAAGAUUGUGAUGGCAAACAGUGGGAUGUUGGUCACGUGCCACCUCUGAGGACUGAUAAACUUUCAUUGAGUUCUCUGGCUCUUCCCGUUAUUAAUGAUGCUUCCCUGGUACCGACACACCACAGUGAUGGUGGUUACAUCAACUGGGCAUUCAAUGAAGAUGAUGAACAAGGGAUCUUUGGUGCAAGUUUAAAGAAUCAAAAUGUAAAGUGUGUGCAUUCUUUACACAAUGUGGACCGUUCUUAUGGGGAUGGUGGAUCAUGCCAUGCGCAUGUGAGAAAGUCUCGAUCCCUGUCAUGGAACUCAGACAUGUCUGAACGCAGCACGGAAUGUCUAGCAUCUUUCUCCAAACAUAAAUCCAACAGUAUUUCCUACUGGAUAAAUCCACUGAGGAAACAGAGCUUCUCCCGAUGGAACAGCUUUAGAUGGAAGAUUCAAAAGGAAGAAAAUCAGUUGCGGAAAAGUAAAAUGAAAGCCUUUACAAAAUCAUCACAACGUUACCACUCAAUAAGGCCAAAAAGAAAGUCACAAAAUGACGAGAAAGCAUCUUCAAGAGAACAAAAGAAACUUCCAAAUCUGCAUGUACCGGUCAUCACUGUGGAUGGAUGCUCUCGGAAGAGUCUGGACUCUGAUCAACAAAGCUACGCUGGAAGUGAGAAGAACGUAGAAGAUAAAGAAACGAACACAAACUGGUUAACUGUUUCCACUUUCAACCAGAUCAGUUAUGAGGCAGACAGUUGUUCAAACGAAAACAUUCACAAUCCAGAUACCAACACAUCCAAGCCACACAGCGAGGUUUUGAGGACUUCAUUGGAGGACUUGGCUGAAGGAUCGCUUUGGCAGAAUAGGAGUAAUUUAAGCAGGAAAUCCUCGUCAAAUUCAUGCAUUAUUGAUGGAUACAGUACAUCGUUUAAAACAUUUCAGGAUCUGAACUAUAAUUAUUCUGCUGUUGAAAGAAAUAAUUUAAUGAGGCUUGCCCAAACAAUACCAUUCACUCCAGUUGAUCUCUUUGCUGGUGAGGAGGUGACCGUCUACCAACUGGAGGAGAGUUCGUUGGUGAAUCUGGACACGAGCAUGUCCUCCUGGUCUCAGCGUGGCCUGGCGGCCAUGAUUCAUGUUCUCUCAAGGGAGGAAAUGGAUGGGGGUCUUCGCAAGGCUAUGAAAGUGUGCUGCACUUGGUCUGAAGAGAAUGUGCUGAAAACUGGGCAGACGUACAUCAUAAAGUCCUUCCAGCCUGAAGUAGUCAAAACCUGGCAGAAAGUCUUUAGGGAAGGCACAGUGCUGCAUCUCUGUCUGAGGGAAAUUCAACAGCAAAGAGCCGCACAAAAACUAAUUCAUAGAUUCAAUCAAAUGAAGCCUCAAACUAUUCUUUACACUCCAAGGUUUCUGGAGGUUUUCCUAAUAUACUGCAAUUCUGCUGAUCAAUGGCUGACGAUGGAGAAGUACAUGAAUGGUCAGUUCAGAAAGUACAACAAUAACAAUGGAGAUGAGAUAAUCCCAACAAAUCUCAUGGAAGAGACCAUGCUGGCCUUUUCCCACUGGUCAUUUGAGUACACGAGAGGGGAACUCCUUGUGCUGGAUUUGCAAGGUGUUGGUGAAAAUCUUACGGAUCCAUCUGUUAUUAAAGCUAAGGAGAAAACGACACAAAAUAUGGAGUUUGGACCAGCUAACCUUGGGGAAGGAGCAAUCAGAAACUUCACUGUAAAACAUCACUGCAAUUCCUGCUGCAAAAAGCUCAAGCUCCCAGAUUUGAGAAGAAAUUUUUACAACCCAGGAAAAAUAAACCCUCCAUUUGAAGACGAUGCCUUAGAAGUGAACACGCGGUUAUAAUUAUUAGCUUUAAAUAGUUUUAUAAUGAAGAAUUCCUGAACCUUUGGUUUAGUAUUGUCGAGUGCUUCCAUCAAAUGUAAUGUGUGAUGCCUCCUUAAUAGACCAUUAUCAGUUCCACUAUUGUGAUUUUGCCAUAGUUAAUAUUUUUAUGUUACAUUUAAUAUUUCUUUCACGUUAAACUAUGCAGCAUUCACUGCCAUUGGGAAGAAUCCUUCACAGAGAACUUUAGUUAUCAAUAUCUACAAAUGGAACCAUUAAUUGGUCAAAAUAAUAUUGAUUUUAAUUGUAAACCAGUGCAUUUACAACAGAGAAUCUUCUGAUGAACUUAGUUAAUAAUAUUGAAGAACGUAAAUCAAAAAUCUGGAAACUGGGAUUGAUUACUGGGCAAAUUGUUCAACAAGAAUAUUUCUACAAAUUAGUUAUUGAAUGUUUUGAUACCACUUUUAGGUAUGUGUCAUUAUAUUUAUACACAACCCUCUCAUUCCACCCUUGACUACUUUAAAGGUUGGUGGUUCAGACAUCCAGAUUUUGGUCUAUCCCCAGAUUUCUACUACGUUUUUGUGAACAAAGUGACAGGUCAAGAGUUUAUCUGCUGAAUAAUGCUAACUGAAAGGUGGUCAUGUCUUAUUUUCUGGAGAAUCCCCAGGAAUUUGUUACAAUACCUUUUGAGAUAAAGAAUCCUACUUUAACCAUCUCAUUAUCCUCAUUAGCAGGUAUUAAUUUAUCCCAUGACAUAUUUAAUUAGAGCUAUGAAAUUCUAUAAGAAGCUCCACUUCUGGCAGACACUGGUGGUUCCUCUUCCCCAGCCCUGUAUCGCACUUCUUACAACUAGAUAUGGUUAAACAGUUGCAAACUUACUAAUGGUAAAGUAAAAUCUACAGAUGCUGGAAAUACGUAAUAAAAACAGAAAAUGCUAGAAAUACUCAGCAACUGUGGAUAGUUAACAUUUCAGGCUGAUGAUCUUUUGUUAAAAUUAGGAAAGCUUACAAAUCAAACGUUUGAAGUUGCAAUGAAGGAGAAAAGUGGAAAGAACGAAAGGGAAUUCAGUGAUAUUUUGAAGAGUCCAAAGCAGAUGUUAAGACCUCAGUUUGAAUAUGAACGGACCUAGUAAUGAUCAAUUCAGAGUUUCUAUCUAAAAGGUGUCUACUGUAAAUGCAGCUGAAUUUAUCAACCAGCUGUGCAUGUAGACUACGCCAUUGGUUUUAUUUUCCUGCUUCCAUUAUCCAGUCUCUGGAUGCUUUCAAGAGAGAGCUAGAUAGGGCUCUUAAAAAUAGCGGAGUCAGGGGAUAUGGGGAGAAGGCAGGAACGGGGUACUGAUUGGGGAUGAUCAGCCAAGAUCACAUUGAAUGGCGGUGCUGGCUUGAUGGGCUAAAUGGCCUAUUCCUGCACCUAUUGUCUAUUGUAUAAAGGUGAUAUAAAAUAUAAAAUAUUCAGUUUCCAAAAUACCAAUUGUUUGAUGAUCCUCCUGUGACCAUAAACCUAAAAUGUUUCUAAAACAGCUGAUUGACUCAACGGAGCAACCAGCAAUGUUUGGAUUGUAACAGGAAGAGCUGAGUACACAAGGCGGAGUUGAAUUGAAUAGAGUCAUAGAGGCCCAGUGGAACUAGAAACAGGCCCUUCGACCCAACUUGCCCACACCGACCAACAUGUCCCAUCUACACUAGUUCCACCUGCCUGUGUUUG